Messenger RNA from Paramecium pentaurelia, 105 nucleotides. NCBI's taxonomy places the organism in Eukaryota, Ciliophora, Oligohymenophorea, Peniculida, Parameciidae. The record is from the annotation of a GenBank genome assembly.
AUGAAUUAUUGGGCUUAAUAAAUAAAAAUGAUUGAGAAAUAAGCUAGCGAUUAAAAAGUUAAAGAAAUUAAGAAAAAUAAGAAAAGACUUUAGAAAUUUAUAUGA